Exophiala viscosa is the source of this 1873-nucleotide messenger RNA. RefSeq names its product putative cytochrome P450. The record is from RefSeq and is a predicted model, not a curated record. The transcript has 3 exons. Lineage: Eukaryota; Fungi; Ascomycota; Eurotiomycetes; Chaetothyriales; Herpotrichiellaceae. Gene Ontology annotation, molecular function: iron ion binding; oxidoreductase activity, acting on paired donors, with incorporation or reduction of molecular oxygen; heme binding. Bases 218 to 1762 code for a protein of 514 amino acids.
AUGCAAUGGAUACUCUGUAAGUUGAGUGUGGACUUUGUCACUUGUGCAGCUCCACUCGCAUGUUUCAAGGUAGUCUUACUUCACCAGCCGGGUACGCCUCCGUAUUUCCUGAUCCCUCCAAGUUCAUCGGUCGUUGGGUUACACACAUCUACAACCAGACAAUGUCAUUUUGACGCUUGACACCUGCCCGUUACAAGCUGAUCUAUCACAAAAAGCCAUGCUUGUACCCCAGAUCUCCUUUGCCAAUGUGGCAUACACAGCCCUCCUCACGUGGUUCGUGUAUCUCACCUCUCUCGCAAUCUACCGCUUGUACUUCCACCCGCUCGCAAAAUUCCCUGGACCCAAAAUCGCCGCGCUGACAGGCUGGUACGAGUUCUACCAUGACAUAAUCCACAAGGGAUGUUUCAUCUGGAAGCUGAAAGAGCUUCACGACAAAUAUGGCCCCAUUAUCAGAAUAUCACCCUACGAACUACAUAUUCGAGACUCAGAUUACUAUGAAGAACUCUACGCACCGGCCGCCAAAAAGCGCGACAAGUACGAUGGAUGGGUCACCAUGGCUGGCGCCCCAGCGUCAUCCUUCGCAACGGCAUCCCACAAUCUACAUCGUCUACGCCGUGGAGCGCUCAACCCAUUCUUCUCCAAACGUUCCGUCUACCAGACUGAAGGUCUGAUCAAAUCCAAGAUCGAAGAACUAUGUCGCCGUUUCGAGACAGCCAUGAAGAACAAGGAAGUCAUCCGCCUAGACGCCGCAUACAUGGCAUUGACAAUGGACAUAAUUACCCACUACGCCUUCGGCAGCAGCUACAACUACCUGGCUGAACCAGACUUCAAACUCUCCUGGAAAGAGACCGUCAUCGCCGGUUCCGCCAACGGUGCGUUUUUGCGACAAUUCCCCUGGGCCCUACCCAUCAUGAAGUCCGUCCCGCUAUGGCUGGUCCAAAAGCUCAACCCGCCCGCCGGCUCACUCAUGGCAUGGCAGCAAUUGAUCCGCGCACAAGUCGACGGCAUCAUCGCCAACAACCGCACCAGCGGCGGCGAAAAGAAAGCCACCGGGACAAUAUUCCAAGCAUUACUCGACAGCGAUUUACCCGAUCAAGAGAAAAGUGCAGACCGACUACAAGAUGAAGGCCAGACUCUCGUUGGCGCCGGCUCCGAAACAACAGCAAAGUCAUUGAGCGUGAUCACAUUCUAUCUCCUCGACGACAAACAGAAACUUGCCAAACUGCGCGCCGAACUCAAGACUGUGAUGCCAACUCCGACAAGCGACGUCAGUCUCACGGCACUCGAACAAUUGCCAUACCUGACCGCCGUAAUCAACGAAGGCAUCCGCCUCAUGUACGGCGUCACAACGCGCUUACCUCGCGUAUCUCCCACCGAACCACUCCGAUACAAAGACUGGGUCAUACCUGCCGGCACCCCCGUAGCACAGUCAAACUACUUCGUCCACACCGACGCCUCCAUCUUCCCCGACCCCCACUCCUUCGAUCCAGACCGCUGGCUGCGCGCCGCCGACACCAAAUUCAGGCUGGACCGGUACUUUGUAUCGUUCUCCAAGGGAAGUCGUAUGUGCGUUGGCAUCAACUUGGCGUACGCCGAACUCUACUUGACGUUGGCGAUCAUCAUGUCGCGAUUGGAUCUCGAGAACUUUGAGACCACGGCCGAGAACGACAUUAAGAUCGAUCGCGACUUUUUCGUGGGGAUACCGAAACCAGAUAGUAAAGGUGUGAGAGCGAAGGUUGUUGGGAUGAGGACUGGGGAUUAGAGAACGGGUGGCGACCAUCCUUGCCAUCAAAUUAGAGCUGGUACCGUAAUGUCAAGCGAGUCAGCCUGCCUUUCGCAUAAUAACAGAGAUUGUAGCUGGAAGAAUGAUAUU